This is a messenger RNA of Bursaphelenchus xylophilus (pine wood nematode), 4050 nucleotides long. NCBI's taxonomy places the organism in Eukaryota, Metazoa, Nematoda, Chromadorea, Rhabditida, Aphelenchoididae. The record is from the annotation of a GenBank genome assembly.
AUGCCAUUUUCCAAGGUGCUCGGGGGAUCCUUCAAGCUGCUUGACGGCCAUCAAAUCCCAUUGUUUGGACUGGGAACAUGGCAGUUGGAGUCGAGUUCCGAAUGUGUUACCGCUUUGGAUGCGGCGUUUGCCUCAGGGUAUCGGCUGUUUGACACCGCCAAGUACUAUCGCAAUGAGCGACAGCUGGGCGAUGCCCUCAAGGUACUUUUUGAUUACUGUUUAUUUGUAAAAUACGGGUUCUCUUUUUUGUCGAUUUUUACAUUAAAUUUCCAAAAAAUCCGUCAUGAUGACAUAUUUUAUGUGAAAAUUACAGUAUCCAAAAUAAAUGAAUAUUGUUUCAGACGGUCUUGCCGAAGCACGGACUCCGUCGAGAAGACAUUUUCAUUGAGACCAAAGCCAAUAUUUCGAAUUCAUCAAACGUUGCCGGAGGCAUUACUGAUAUGGUCGAGGAUUCGUUGCACAAACUUGGAACAGAGUAAGAAUUAUUUUAAUGGGAUUUUUAUGAGCUUGACAGCUGUUAGAGUUCAUAAUAUUGUAAAAUACGGUCAGAGUGGUCAAUGUUUUAUAUUGUAGUAGACAUUAGAUGUCAAUUUUUUAUUUUUUGCCUUUACUUUUAAUUUUUUUUCCCCAAAAAUUGUUUUUAUUAAAUUUCCAGCUACUUGGACCUGGUUUUGAUCCAUUAUCCCAAGAAUUGGGGAGUUUCUGACAAAAGAUCGGCCAAUCGAAAGGAUCGGAGUGAAGCCUUCGGAGCCUUGGAAGCACUGCAAUGCAAGUUUUAUUUUUACUUUAAAUGUCUUGUAAGGGGCUAAAACUAUAUUAAUUUCAUUGUUUCAUACAGAUUCGACUGUUUUUACAUGUAGAAACAAAGAAAUGAAAGAAAGUCAUCAAAAAAUCACCAUUUUACCUUAAAAAAGACCAAAUUUCGCUAUUUUCCCUUAGGCAGUUUUCCCAAAAAAAUCAAAAAAUUAAAGAAUAAGUUGUGUUUUAGCCGCUGGCAAGAUCCGGUCCGUUGGCGUCUCCAAUUUUGAGGCCUCCCACAUCGAUCAACUCGUUCAGGAUGGCCACUCCAAACCCGUCGUAAAUCAAUGCGAAUUCCAUCCACAUCUCACCAGACCCGACUUGGUCGAAUAUUGCAAAAAGAAUGGGAUCCUUUUCCAAGCACAUACACCUUUGGCAUUCCAUUCGAGAGGCCUGGUAGGAGAUCCGACCGUCAAAGAGUUGAUGAGCAAGUAUAAUAUCGGAUUUGAGGUGAGAAGGUGUUCAUGGAGAGGUUUUAGUGUACGAUUGGUAAGAAAAUGAGAGACGAUGAGAUUUGAAAAUACUUUUUAUCGUGUUUUAAUUCAAAAAUACGAAAAAUUUAAAGUCGAAAUAGUUGAUGGGCAAGUACAGGGUGCGGCAAUUUUUCGGCCGGAUUUGAAUUGGCUAUAACUUUUUUAGUUUUUAUCCGAAUGUUAAAAUUCUUUUUUUCCCUGAAUUCUCAGACAACCCCAUUUUGUUCAAUGCCAAAUAUGUUAUACAUACAGGGACCUAGUUCAUAGUUAUUGGCAUUUCGGUCGUUUUCUCUGCUUUUUCGGCGUGUGUGAAAAUCGCCAGAAAAAAUGAUUUUUUUUACGAAUUUUGUCGUAAAAAAUUUCAUGCCUGUUCAUGCCAUGGAGAAUACCGUUUCCACAAAAAAUCAGCUCUCUCCGCACAAAACUAGCGAAGAUAUAGCCAAAAAGUUUUUCUGUGUGACCACUCAUGUGCCCUCCUGACCGCAAAGAAUCGUUGAAUAUCUUGGUCGCCCCUGAAAGGUGCGGGCUGAAACUUUCAGGAAUUGAUGUGUGGCCUAUGUCCGGCCCAUGUGCAAAAUUUAAAGAAAAUCUGAGAGUCGCACUAGGGGUAAUUCCAUUGUCAGCUAUGAAAAUUAGAGUUUUUUCUUUGUCUCGAAUUUUUACUGUAGUCUAAUGAACGGGUAUAACAUAUUUGGUAUUAAACAAAAUGGGGUUGUCUAUGGAUUCAGGGAAAAAAAGAAUUUUAACAUUUGCCCAAAAACUAAAAAAGUUAUGGCCAAUUAAAAUCCGGCCGAAAAAUUGCCGCACCCUGUAUAAUAUAAAGCGGGAGAUAAAAGAUUUUCUGAAAAAUUUUUGAAAUUUUUCUGUUUUUACUUUUUUUUUUUAAAAAAAGUAAAUUUUCAGUUUACUUUCCGGAAAAUGCAAAAAAAAGUCAAUUUUGUUUCUGGCUUUCCGACUUGAAGGUCGGGAGUAGGAUCGGAUCUUACUCCCCGCUCGGAGUCGUGGAAAGUCAGAGCUUGUUUUUACUUUCAUCCUCUUUUUGGCCCCGCACUGCAGGUUGCAAGGUUGACGCCAAGUCUUUCCCUGAUGUGUCAAGUUUUUCUCUUCCGAAAAAAUUAUUUUUAUGUUUGUGCGAUGUUCUGAAGCUAUGUUCUCCACGAAGAUGGGCUAAAAAGUGAUCAAGUAAGUUAGAAUUAGCAAGAGGAGAUGUACGUUUUUCAUUUGACACCAAAAUUUUCCCUUUUAUUUCAGAGAAAGGUACAAAAUUUUUCCAAUUCGUAAAGCUUCAUGACCAUGGAUAAUGUAAGUGAGAUUAUCUCGUUUUUUGCUACGACGUCAAGAUUCUAAGUCGGGAAACGUUUAGAGGAGACCCUACUCUCAUGUAUAUUCCCCAUGUAUGAAACCCCAUAAAUUUUGAGGAAUAACGACGUAAAAGUUUCAAAUACUAUACUAACUUUCCAAAAAGUAUGUUAUACGAAAGUAAACUAUCUUCAAGUUAUUGUAACAACGUUAUUUGAGCCUUACUACGUUAUUACCCCAGUUUAGAACGCCUUCGUGGCAAAAAUCCGGCGGAUCUGAGCGGAUUUCGAUAUUGUACAUGACACCUAGAAAUCAAAAUUGGUGGCGUUUGAUAGAUAGAGUAUAUAACAAAACUAAAGUGAGGUGUCCUCUAGAACUCGCCAGCCUAGAACUGUUAACUCCAAAACGGAACAAAAAACGCGGUAAGCGCACUUACAUUAUCCAUGGUCAUGAAGUUUUACGAAUUGGAAAAAAUUUGUACCUUUCUCUGAAAUAAAAGGAAAAUUUUUGGUGUCAAAUGAAAAAAGUACAUCUCCUCUUGCUAAUGCUAACUUACUUGAUCACUUUUCAGCCCAUCUUCGUGGAGAAAAUAGAUUCACAACUUCAAAAAAAUCAAAACGUUUCUUCCGGGAGAGAGAAAUUUGACACAUCUGGAAUUCCCGGGCGCAGCUCGCAAAAAUAGUUUUGAAGAAAAUAAAUUGGCGUGCAUGUGAGUAAAAACGGCAUCCUACUCACCAGCCAAAAUGGGCGAGCCAUUUUUGUUUCAACUUUCCGGAUCGACCUUUUGGCGAGCCAUUUUUGAUCCAACUUUCCAAAAAUUUGUCGUUCGGAGUAAGAAUGUUUUUUGACUUUCCGAAAUCGAAAAUUUCCGGAAAUUUUUCAAAAUUUACUUUUUUUUAAAAAAAAAAGUAAAAACAGAAAAAUUUCAAAAAUUUUUCAGAAAAUCUUUUAUCUCCCGCUUUAUAUAGACGUGUUUUUGAGACAAAAACUUAUACGAAUUUUGUGAUUUUAUGGUAGAUUAUGGAAAAAACAGAGAAGAUAAGGGACUCUGAGAGGAUACUUGGCUUUUCUGCCCUAAAAUACGGAAUCUAAAAAUUGAUCACCAAGUGCAACAAUAUGGAUUUUUGAGAUGAAAAAUAAUGGAAAUCUUGAGAAUUUUUGAUGGAAAAAGAAGUGAUAUAGCACAUAGAGCAUUUUGAAAGAAUAUUUUGCCUUUUUUAUAUUGCUAAAGUACGAAAAUUUUUAUAAUUUCCCAAAAGUCAAUAAUUUUGUCAUGGGUAAUAUGCAUUUUCAGCAAUUAAUGUUGGUUUUCCCGAUCAAACAAGGAAUUGGAGUGGUCCCAAAGUCUUCAAAUCCCAAGAGAAUCGCAGCCAACAUCCAAUCCGUCAACGUCCCCAUCUCUAGUGAGGAUAUUGAACGGUUAAAUCGGCUGAAUCAAGGGCGACAUUACUCGGAUUGCUCGGGCUGGGACGUUUUGUAA